AUGGCCUCAUCCAUCGACACUGGAGAGAUGACUGCCGCCGAGCGUCUUCAAAAGAAGCACGAGGCGGAAGCUCACAAGGUGUCAAUGGAAGAAGUGCCUGACGAAGACGCUCUCGCCCAUCCACCACCCGCUGCCUCCACCGAUGCUCCUCCGGCCUCCAAAGCUGCUGGUAAGCAGCCUGUCCGCGAUGCGCCGCCUGCUGCCUCCAACAAGCCCGCCCUCGACACCCAGUCCGAGGAGCUGUUCCCAGCCCUCGGUGCUCCCAAGCUUGCGCCCACUGCCGCCCCAAGUAUGUGGUCCAAGAAGCCAGCUACCGUCGGAAAGGCGGCUAACGGCGUCUCUGGUACCGCUGUCAAUGGAACUGCAGCUACUGAUGCCUCUUCCCGCACCUCGACCCCUGUCUCACGUACUGCGACUCCUGGCUCCACCGUUGCCUCUCAGCGAGGCCCGACGCCGCAGAUGACCCUGCCCGGCCGCUACAGCGAAUCCAUCCAGUUGCACCCAUCGAUGAUGACCCCUCGCAACCAGCUGAAGAAGCCUGUGGCCGAUAUUCUUCGUGAUAUCAACAAGCGCUCCAAGGCAACCGUAGAAAUGAAGCUGGGUCAGAGCGGCAACGUCAUCUUUACAGGUACUGGUCCGGUGGAUGCUGUCCGUGUGGCUCUGAAAGAGGUUGCUACCCAGCUGUGCUCGAAGCAAAAUAUCAAGGUUCCCAUUCCUGCUAGCACUCGUGGAAGGAUUGUCGGCAAGCAAGGUGCCACAAUUCAGGCCAUCUCGAAGAAGACGGGUGCCAAGAUCAACAUUUCCAAGCAAGAGGCGGCUGAGAUUCUCGACGAUGACGACAUGGAUGCUACUGUGGAUGUGGUGAUUGAGGGAGACCCAUUCGCCGUUCAAAUGGCCAAGCAGGACAUCGAGAAGAUAGUGAACGAACACACUUCGUCUGCCAACACUCGAUUGAAGCACGUGCCUGCGGAGUUCUAUCCCUUCCUGCGCGCUCCAUAUAAUCAGCGUCUCAACGCUCUGCAACAAGAGCGCGACCUGAAGAUGCAAAUCCCGCAGUAUAGCAACUGGAGCCAGCAGCCUCCUCAGAAUUCCGCAAGCCGCGGUCCGCUCUCCUUCGCUCCCCAAGCUGGUCUUCCAAUCCAGAUUUCGGGUGAUCGACAGGCUGUCGCUGAGGCUAGAGCCGAAAUCGAUCGCCAAAUUCAACAACUGCAGCAGCAGCUCACUCUGGAGCAGAUGAACGUCGAACGCGGUAAGCAUCAAUUUAUUACCGGUGGACGAGGCUUUUCCCUGGACGACUUCCUCCAAGAGACCGGUUGUUCGAUUAUCCUGCCUCCGCCGCACGAGGAUACAGAAGACAUUACCAUCGUCGGACCUGCCGAUAAGAUCCAACAGGCUAUGGACAAGAUUAUCGAAAUCUCGGCCAGCAUGUUCUCAGCAAACGCCGACGUAUCUCGUUCGCAUCCAAGUGCUCCCCGUGGCGGUCAGGCCCAUGCUGCAGACAUUGCGCGAUACUUGAGGCAGCGUCGUGCAUUUGAGGAGAUUGAAAGACAGCACGACGCCAGCAUCGUACCGGAAAGGAAUGGUGCCUGGCAAAUUUACGCCCGCGAUCCCAAAGCUGCCGAAAAGGUUCGCCAAGAUGUGAUCAAGCUGGCCCAAGGUCAUCCUCCAAGCCGAUUCCGACCUCUCCAGGUCGAUCCAUUCUACCACCAGCACCUGCGAGAACAGGCCUCUAGGUCAGUCCGCGAUCAGCACGGCGUGCACCUCUUGAUUCCCGAUGAGUCGGAAGACGCUCCGGUCUUGCUUGUCUUUGAGGACCGCGUACCAUCGCCAGAGUAUCAGCCCGCACGUGGCGCACCAUCGCAGCAAGAUGUGCAAGCUUUCGAGCAGGCACUCAAAGCGGCUGAACAGGAGAUCCUGGGCCUUGUUGGUAGCAAUCAAAACAUUGUGUCUCACGACAUGGAGGCUCCAGUCAAGUUCCACGACAAAAUCCGAAGGCACGUUGACCGCCACCACCAGUCGCUUCCAGAGGGACGGAUACCAGUCCAGACAACAUUUGGUGGCCCUACCCAGCAGAGACGCGCUGCUCCGGCCCCUAACGUCAGCUUACGCGGACCACAGAACGAUGUCGAUGCCCUUGUGCAGAUUCUCAAUGCCUUUAUCGAGCAGGAACACCAGGACGAGUUGGAGAGAGGCUUUACUUUGAACUUCGACUUCCCUCAGCAGUACGCUAAUCACCUCAUCGGCCGUAAAGGCGAGAACAUCAACCGCCUGCGCGAAGAGUUUGAUGUCGAUAUCCAGCUCAACGACGGCAAGUGUGAAGUCAAAGGACCUGAGGCAAAGGCAAACGCUUGCAAGAAGCACAUUCUGGAUCUUGCGAAGAAGCUGGAGGAUGAAUCCACUCACCAUCUUCAUGUGCCGGCGCAGUUCCACCGAGACUUGAUUGGCGCUCAGGGCGCACAGGUGAACAAGCUCCAGGAGCGAUACGGCGUGCGGAUCAAUUUCCCACGUAGCAAGGCAAAUGACGAUGAGAAUGGAGAGGAGGUCCGGAAGAACAACCAGCAGCCUAACGAGGUCGUCAUCAAGGGACCAAGUCGAGGUGCUGACGCCGCGCGCGAUGAAAUUCUCAGCCUCUUGCAGUACAUCAAGGACACCUCGUACACAGCCACCGUUUCCGUUGCACAGAACCAACUGCCGUCUCUCAUCGGCGCCGGCGGUAAGGAGAUGGAUGCGCUUCGCACCGAGACGCUUGCUCAAAUUGAUGUUCCAAAUGCUCGAGAUGCCGCCAGCCCAGAUGGACGUGCCGAGAUCAAGAUCAAGGGCUCGAAGCAGGCCGUCGAGAAGGCCAAGAAGAUGAUCGAAGAGAAGGCUAAGGUGUUCGACAACACUGUGGUGCGCAAUCUCGACGUUGACAGGAAGCACCACCGUCUCAUCAUCGGACCACAAGGUACGUCCUACUUAUUUGAAGCAUGUACUGGAGUUUCGCGACAGACUUUACUGACUCUUCAUAGGCACAAACCUCCGCAACAUGAUUGUCAAAGCAGGCGGCCCAGAGGACCAGCGUUUGCACAAUAGAAUGAUUCGUUUCCCAAAGACCGACGUUGAUGGCAACUCCAUUCGCAUUGAGGGACAAAAGCCUGUAGUUGACAAUAUCUGCGCUGCAAUUGAGGCUCUUGUCGCCGACCAGGAGUCUCAAACCACCGAGGUCAGUACAGCGCCGAACCGUUUCCAUUACACCAUCAGCAUACUAACUGUGGCUAGAUUGCCGAGGUCAAGCCCGACAAGCAUCGUCUGCUCAUCGGACGUGGCGGCGAGACGAGACGUCAAUUGGAGCAGCAAUUCAGCGUCGCCAUCAAUAUCCCGCGUCAGAGCGAGACUGGUCCUCAGCGAUCACAGAUCAAGAUUUCUGGCAAGCCGGAGAAUGUGGAGAAGGCGAAGGCACACAUUCUGGAGCUCACCAAGGACCUUGAAGGCGAGACUGUCUCCGUGCCGAAGAAGUUCCACCACAUCAUCGCAGACAAUGGACAAUUCUUCCGCCGUUUGAGGAGCGACCACAAGGUAACGGUCGACCACAAUGGUCAGCGACCGCCGCCCAAGCCUGCGGCACCUACACCAAACCGUUCGGGCGCGACUCCGUUGAUUACCGACGAGCCAGGUUCUGGUGACAAUGCCCAUUCGUGGGAAGUGCACAAUCUGCACUCGUCUUCCGAGGAGGGUGAUAUCCCUUGGCUGCUCAGUGGGCCGUCUCCCGAGGCUGUACAAGCAGCAAAGGACAGGCUUACUCGAGCGCUUGAGGAAGCCAAGAGCCAGGAUACUGUGGGAUUCCUUAUUCUGCCAGACUCACGUGCCUACAGACACGUGAUCGGUCCUGGUGGUGCUGAGAUCAACCGCAUCAGAAAGGAGAGCGGCGCGAAGAUUCAGGUGCCACGGAACAAUGAAGGAGAGGCCAUCGAACUGACUGGCUCGAAGGAUGGCGUGGAGAAGGCCCGCGACCUCAUUCUUGAAGUUGUUCAAAACAAUGCUUAG
Lecanosticta acicola is the source of this 4023-nucleotide messenger RNA. Lineage: Eukaryota; Fungi; Ascomycota; Dothideomycetes; Mycosphaerellales; Mycosphaerellaceae. The record is from the annotation of a GenBank genome assembly.